Messenger RNA from Dermatophagoides pteronyssinus (European house dust mite), 1341 nucleotides. RefSeq lists its product as uncharacterized. Gene Ontology annotation, biological process: G protein-coupled receptor signaling pathway. Gene Ontology annotation, cellular component: plasma membrane. NCBI's taxonomy places the organism in Eukaryota, Metazoa, Arthropoda, Arachnida, Sarcoptiformes, Pyroglyphidae. The record is from RefSeq and is a predicted model, not a curated record. Gene Ontology annotation, molecular function: G protein-coupled receptor activity.
CAAUUACAAGAUCAAAUAAAAUUAAUGUCAAAUGAUACAUAUCGUCAGGAACGUAUUUAUUAUGGUAUUGCAUAUUUUAUAAUAAUAAUAAUAAGUUUUUUUGGUAAUCUAUUGGUUUGUCGUAUUUGUUUGAAAAAAUAUACGAAAACAAAUUCAUUAAUACUGUCAUUAUCAAUAUCAGAUUUAUUGAUGACCGUAUUCAAUAUACCGUUUAAUUUUUUUCGUAUUGCAAAUUUUUCCUGGCCAUUUGGACAACCAAUGUGUUUUAUUGUAAAUUUUGUACAAUAUUUAGUUGUUUAUCUGUCAAGCUAUACAAUGGCUAUUAUUGCUAUACAACGUUAUCAAAGUUUAACCGGUUUUCGUCGUCAUUCAACAUCUGUUGUAAUUGAUAAUAAUCAUAAUCAUAACCAUAAUAAUCAUAAUAGUGAUAAUCAAAUUUAUCAAUUAUAUUUACAAAUAAAAUUAUUAAUAUCAUCUGUUUAUUGUUGUUAUUAUUGUAAAUAUUAUAUAACUAAACAAAUACCGGAUAAUGAUGGUUAUACCCGGCGUACUAUUUAUAUAUUAAUUAUAAUAACAUGGUUAUUAUCAGCAUUAAUAUCAUUAUUAUUUACAUAUUCAUCGGAAGUUGUUGUUACUGAAGAUGCAACAUAUUUAUUAUUAUUUUUUGAUCAAACAACAUUAAAACGUUGUCGUAAUCCAAUCAAUAAAAAUGUACAACAAUUUUUAUUAGAAAAUUUUUCAAUCAAACCAGAUCUAUUUAUAACGGUUACAGUAUUUGUAACACAAUAUUUUAUACCAUUAGCUAUUGUUGGUUAUAUUUAUAUUAAAAUUGGUAAAAUUAUACAACGACAAGGUAAAUUAUAUGAUAAUAGAGGAAAUGCAAAAGCACGUAUCAGACAACGUAAAAAAUUACGUCGUAUAUUAAUGUUAAUAUUAAUGGUUGCUGCAUUUGCUAUUUGUUGGCUACCAUUACAUUUAUUUCAUUUAUUAACCGAUGCUGGAUUUUUACAUUAUAAUUAUCGUAUAUUUAUGAUGGUACAUUGGUUGGCAAUGUCAUCAGUUAGCUAUAAUCCAUUUAUAUAUUGUUGGCUGAAUAAAACAUUUCGUCAUACAGCAAUGAAAAUAUUAUGCUGUGGUCGAAUUGAAUGUUGUCGUUUAAUAUUAUUAAUGAAACAACGUAAACAACGACGAAAACAACAGCAAAAGCAACAAGAUAAAUCAAUUAUGAUGACUGUAAAUCAUCGUAAUCAUCAUCAUCAUCAUCAAAUUGAUAUACAAAGUUCAUUCGAUAAUGAUAAUGAUAACAACAACAACAACAACAAAAACGACAACAACAACUGA